AACAAAUCGGCUGGCAGUGAUUUCUUUUCACACUCACUGAGCACAAACCAACACUUUAAUCUAGCUUCCAGGCGAGAUGGACAUGAACAAUGUGAGGCGCGUCUCCUCUGCGGGAUACCGGUUACCGGAGCGAGCCAGGCCGAAAACCACCGAGCCUCCAGCGGACCGGGACCGGGGCCGCCUCGGGACAGGAGCCGCGGGGCCCGGGGAGAGGAACCCAGAGAGGAGAGACCCCGUGAAGCAGGACCAGGUGUGGAAGGAGCUGGUGUGGGGGGAGAGGAGAGGAGUGCGGGAAUGGGAGAAGAACUGGAAUUUCCUCAAGGACUAUGAUCAGAUGGGGCGGCUGAAGCCAGAGGAGCCCUUACCCAGCAACGUGCCCCUCUUCUCUGAUCGCGUCCCCAACACCACCAACCAGAUGUUUGGCAGCAGGCUGUCCACUCCUCUGGGCAGCAAUCUGGUCCAACUGGACCGGCUGCUGCUCUGGUCUGGAAGCAACCACCGCCGCAAGCUGGACCCAGAGAUGCUGCCCUGCUAGAGCUCUGAAGACCAGACUCCUGUCAGCAGGACCUGUGCCCAUCAGAGCCAGACCGCACUGUCAUGAUGUAGGGCUAAGAUGGGUUGACAUGGUGUAGCACAAACCUUAGUAAGAUACAGACUUUGAAGUAUCAGGUGGAAGCUAGGACUAGUGAGAUGAUUUUGCCGUCCUACAUCUGCUAAUUUACCAGUUAUAUCAUCCAAUGAUCAUACAGAAGUAUAUUCAUUUAUUCAUCGGUUUAGCAAAAUGUUCCAUAAGACAGAGGAUAGAAGUUUAUGUUGAAGGCCUUUGCUCAGCGGUGAGGUGAAAAGGGAUAUUUGAUUCAUGUCAUUGGAGCUUGAUCGGGUGUUUGAUCCGACACUUGAUAAUUGAACCAGACACCUGAUCAAAUUUGGAUGAGUAAAGGGUUGUAUCACCACCUCAUUACCUCCUUCUCUGUGCACUCAAACAGUGCUGCAGUGACAAAAAAAGAAUAUGGAAAAACAAAUUCUAGCCAAGAGUUUAGAAACCUAAAAUGGGAGUAUUUUUUGCAGAUGCUAUAAGCCCAUAAUAUAUUUUGUUGUGCUUUUCUUUCAUUUUCAAUUUAAAAUGCCUUAAAAAGCUGUUACAUUGUAAUAUGUUUGCCAGGACCUUUAAGCCAUUGUUCCAUACUGGACGCAUAUUCAUUUAUUUUGUGUGCUUUUCAUAAGGAUAUAGCUUUCACUGACUCUGCACCUUAUGUGUUGUAGCUGCUUUAAAAUGCCUUUAUGUAUAUUGUUAUAAAUCACUGACCUUUAUAGAUUUGGAGAAAAAUGUUGUUGAAUUUGAAAAGCUUGUUUGAUCUGGAUUGGUUUCAAUGUGUCAUUGCAAUAAAGCUUUUGCAUGUUAA
Messenger RNA from Trematomus bernacchii (emerald rockcod), 1403 nucleotides. RefSeq names its product chromosome unknown C2orf50 homolog (gene cimip5). The coding region runs from base 77 to 535 and encodes 152 amino acids. Lineage: Eukaryota; Metazoa; Chordata; Actinopteri; Perciformes; Nototheniidae. The transcript has 3 exons. The record is from RefSeq and is a predicted model, not a curated record.